AUGUGCAUUUAUGGUAUAAAAUUUACGGGAGGAUUUGACGAUAUUCUAUAUUUCAAUGAUCCGAAUGAAAAUGAUAUUACUGCUAUGCAUCUUGAUAAUGCUGGAAGUAGUUUAUGCUCACAUUUAUGGUUUGUACCAAACCUUAAAGAUCCAUAUCAGGAGGUAGUCAUUUCGAUUGGCAAUAAUAUUUUCAUGGAUUUGUUUAUAAUUUGUUGUGAAAAUUGUCAACAAUUAACUGAACAAAAUUGGCGUAUUCAUCUAAAGUCACAAUUUCUCAUUCAUCGUUAUGCGAUCGUUCAAUCGAUGGCUGAAAAGAAUGAUUAUUUAAUGGCGGAACGCGUGAGAGAUAUUAAUCAACCAAAGACUUGUAUAACAGAAGAUUACCGACAAAUACCAGUAACUGGAAAUAAUGGUGUAUGUUUUACUUAUGGCAAGCAAAAAUUUAUCAAUCCAGUUGCCGGUCAAAGAUAUAUGUCAAAGCUUGAAAAUAUACUAAGAAUGGGACAAUACAAUGCAACUGUCGCUAAAUAUUCUUUAGGAAAAUAUUGCUCAAUGAGUUAUGCUCUUUUAACUCAA
Messenger RNA from Loa loa (African eye worm), 576 nucleotides. RefSeq lists its product as hypothetical. The transcript is spliced from 3 exons. NCBI's taxonomy places the organism in Eukaryota, Metazoa, Nematoda, Chromadorea, Rhabditida, Onchocercidae. The annotation marks the transcript as partial. The record is from RefSeq and is a predicted model, not a curated record.